Gambusia affinis (western mosquitofish) is the source of this 3070-nucleotide messenger RNA. RefSeq names its product PPFIA binding protein 2a (gene ppfibp2a). Bases 117 to 3053 code for a protein of 978 amino acids. NCBI's taxonomy places the organism in Eukaryota, Metazoa, Chordata, Actinopteri, Cyprinodontiformes, Poeciliidae. The record is from RefSeq and is a predicted model, not a curated record. The transcript has 23 exons. Gene Ontology annotation, molecular function: protein binding. Gene Ontology annotation, cellular component: presynaptic active zone. Gene Ontology annotation, biological process: neuromuscular junction development.
UGAACACACUCUGCAGUCCUGCCCUUCAGAAGAACAUCUUUUCCAACAUUCUAUCAACUUCCACUCUGCUUUCCACAUGCGAAGGAGUAUCUAUCUGUGCUGCUUUAAGAGUUUCCAUGGAGGCACAUGCCAGCCACAUGUUAAACGCUGCCUUGGAGCAAAUGGAUGGCAUUAUAGCUGGCAAAAUGUAUGAAGGUCUUUUCAGUCCUCCGAUGCAGCCGUGUGACCAAGGUUACAAGUCUUCAGAUGUUGACCCAGAGUUGCCCCUCCCCACGCCCGUGGACCCUGCUUUUGUGGCACUUCAGCUGAUGGAGGUCCUCAGGGCUGUGCUGGAGGGCCAGAGGAGUGAGGAAAAGCAGGGUGCUCUCUGUAAACAAAUGUCUACAGAUACACCAAAUGUUAUAUUAAAAUGGCUGCAAAGAGUUGAGGCAAACCUCACCUUAAACAACAGCAGUGAGUCCUACCAAGAGAGGUUAUCACGUCUGGAGGGAGACAAAGAGUCACUAAUUCUGCAGGUGAGUGUGCUGACAGACCAGGUGGAGGCUCAAGGGGUGAAGAUCCAUGAUUUGGAAAGUUCUUUGGUGGAGCAUCAACACAAACUCAACAGUACAGAAGAGAUGCUACAGCAGGAACUCGUGCAUAGGACGUCACUGGAGAAACAGAAGCUGAAUCUUAUGGGGGAGGUCUCUUAUCUGAAACUGAAGCUGAAAGACAUGGAGGGAACGCAGAUUCAUGGGGCAGAGAGGCAGCACAAAGCUGAGACUGUAGUGAAUUUCAUUAGUGAACUGCAGGAGCAGAUGUGUCAAUUUCAGAAGGAGAUCAAUAGCAAGAUCCAGGAGAAAAAGGCCUUGGAGAUCUCGACUGACAGCAGAUUUCCAGUGGUGGGCCCCACUGAGUCCCCUGAGGGUCGAGGCAAAAACUUCACUGUGUCCUGUGAUGGGCCCUUGGGGUGUAUGCAGAAGCUAGAGGAGACUCCAGACAGACCUUUGGGGAACCUGGGAGAGGGUAGCUCAGAUGCAGAGCAGCUGUGCCACUGCGGAGGAGAAAGAGUUUUACUGAAAGAGCUCAGAAUUCUCAAGGACAAAGUACAGUAUCUGGAGGACCAGAAGUUACAAUAUGAAAAGAAGCUCAAGGCAACCAAGGCAGAGAUCAGCAGCCUUCAGCAACUUCUCCUCACAAAGAAUGCAGAAAUUGAGAGUUUGCACACUCAGUUGCUGGCUAGACCUCCUCUGACGACAGAGAUCUCAGAGAGAGAUCAAGAACUCCAAAGGCUUCGCAGUGGAAUGAAAUCACUGGUUGCUACCAAUGAUGAAAAGGACAGACAGAUUGAAGAGCUCACUCUUCUCCUGAAUCAAUGCAGACAGUUCAGAGAUGUUACUCUCAUCUCAAGACAAGCUCCAUCUGCUGUCAGUUCAUUGUCAAAUGGUCGGACUGCUUCAAGUAGCAGUGAGGAAGGAGACCAGAACUUGACCAAGACUGUUGACUCUACCAGUACAAAAUCCGAUGAUGUGAAGUCUGAGGUUUCAACAAAUAGUUCGUCUUCCCAGCAAACAUCAAUCCAGACAGAUUGCGAUUCCAGAACAGAGCUACAGAUUUUAUCAAGUAGCUUGAAUGACAUAACAAACGGACAUUCACCCAAGUUUCUCCGUGGUGGUCUGGGUGACAGUAGAAGUCAGACUUUGCCUGUGAAUUCUACUCUCCUGGAACAAAAUGAGACUGAUGAUACAGAUAUUCAGAGACAAGAAAAUCCAGUUGAAGAUGGAGACUCAUGCCAAAGAAAGUCGGAGAGAGCCCAUGACUGCACACCCAGUGAGAAUUCCCCUGCUCCUUGUGAGGCACAGCCUGGCCAGCGAGCUGUGGGAUCUCCUGAAUACAUGAAGAACAACAGGAGCUUCAAGAGAUUCUGGGGAAAGCUUCGAAGAACCCAGUCAGGCGGCUUCCAGCCUGCAGAUCCAGAUGCGGGUCAGUUCAGAAGAGGAGGCUUACGUGCAACAGCGGGGCCCAGACUUACCCGAACUCCUGAAUCUAACCCCACACGCGACUUGAAUAGUCCAUUCAGUCAAUGGACCAAGGAGCAGGUGUGUGGGUGGCUUGAAGACUACGGUCUUGGCCAAUACAUCAAUCUCACCAGACAGUGGGUUGAAAAUGGGCAGACGCUUUUGGCAGCCACACCUCAAGACUUUGAGAAGGAGAUGGGCAUGAAACAUCCCCUUCACAGGAAAAAGCUGCAACUUGCUUUGAGGGCCUUUACUUCAAAGGUUGCAGAGAAAUCGUCAGAGCUGGAUCAUAUCUGGGUCACCCGCUGGCUGGAUGAUAUAGGAUUGCCUCAGUAUAAAGACCAAUUCCAUGAGGCUAGAGUAGAUGGCCGGAUGAUCCAGUAUCUCACAGUGAAUGACCUCUUGACUCUAAAGGUCACCAGCCAGCUUCACCAUCUCAGCAUUAAAUGUGCCAUUCAUGUUCUUCAUGCCAAUAAGUUCAACCCCAACUGUCUUCGACGCAGGCCAGGCGAAGAGAAACAUCCCUCUCCUUCAGAGGUAGUACAGUGGUCAAACCACUGCGUAAUGGAGUGGCUAAGAGCAGUUGAUCUUGCUGAGUAUGCUCCUAAUCUACGGGGGAGCGGCGUUCAUGGUGGCCUGAUUAUCUUGGAGCCUCGCUUCAGUUCUGAGACUUUGGCGCUGCUUUUAAAUAUUCCUCCACAGAAGACUUUGCUCCGACGUCAUCUUGCUACUGCUUUUGCUGCCCUGGUUGGGCCUCAAGCCAUGCAGGAGAAACGAGAGUAUGGCAACGCCACAGGCCAUGUCCCACUUACUACCACUGCUAAAGUGAAACCAAAGAAGCUGGGCUUCACCCAAUUCAGUCAUCUCAGAAAGAGGAAACCCGAUGAAUCUGCAGACUACAUUUGCCCAAUUGACAGUGAGGCACUAACAGUGAAUGGGGUUUCCCGGGUGCUCACUCCAUCACACAGAGGCUUUAGCUCAACUUUGGACAGACAAGCUGAAAAGUGGCAACCAGCGGCUGUAAAAGCUCAUAGUAACGUUCCAGAUAAUAACUGAAUAAAAAAGAAACUCAG